Messenger RNA from Plectropomus leopardus (leopard coralgrouper), 2922 nucleotides. It is a transcript of the gene cdc25b, whose product is annotated as cell division cycle 25B. Gene Ontology annotation, cellular component: cytoplasm; nucleus. Gene Ontology annotation, molecular function: protein tyrosine phosphatase activity. The record is from RefSeq and is a predicted model, not a curated record. Gene Ontology annotation, biological process: protein dephosphorylation; G2/M transition of mitotic cell cycle; positive regulation of G2/MI transition of meiotic cell cycle. NCBI's taxonomy places the organism in Eukaryota, Metazoa, Chordata, Actinopteri, Perciformes, Serranidae.
UCUCAGAAACCAGGAGCUGUCAGAGGGGGAGACCGCUGCCUGCACCUCCGACAACAACCACAGCUAUGUGGCUUUAGUACUUCAUCAGGACUGAAUCAAAACUCAUCGCGGAUCCACCGAGUCUCCUCCAGACGGUGUGUAGGAUCGUUUGUUCGGACAUGUUUUCUUAAAUUACUGCGAGCUAGCUGGUUAGCUUCGGGGUUAGCUUGAAGAUUGGCACGUCUCGCUAAUUUCCCGACCCGAAAUUCAAACUAAGUCCAGCAUAAAGUAAUAACAUCGGCGGGAUUUACAAUCAUUUUGGACAUCUUAAAAAUGGAGUCGGUGAGUGUUUUCGGCUGCACCAGUCCUGUACACACCGCUGGGAAAAGCAGGCCCGACGCGAUCCCCGGGCUUUCCUCGCUGUCUCUGCCCGAGCUGAGCACAAAGAACACGCACUGCAGGAACCUGUUCUCCCCCGGACCCGCCGCCGUGCUGUCCCCUGUCACCAAUCUGGCUCUGGACAUGAACAAUUUAGCUGGACUAGGAAGCCAAUGUGAUACCCCAAAAAGGAGAAAGCACGCAACACUUGAAAAGGUUCCCUCCUUUGCUUCAGACGUCUCAUCUGAUGCUGGCCUCGGCAUGGAUCUCCCCAGCCCCAUGGACGCUGUCGAAAUGGAGGACACGUUUGAAAAAGCCAUUCAACAGUCGAGCAGAAUCAUCAAUGAGAGGAUGCCAAUUCGAAGAAUCCACUCUUUGCCGCUCCAGCUGCAGGGUUUCAGUCCGUCUUUAAAGGGACAAGAACCGGACUCCCACCGCUACGGCGUAUUCGGACAACAUCCCCCCCAGAUGACAGCCUCCUCCAUCUCUCAACGCGACAACAAGGAGAACAUGCCGGAGGAGGGUUUUGAAUUCAAGAAACCAACCAAGCCGGUGUCACGGUGUCGCGGGCGCUCCUUCAACAGCGGUCAGUCAAAGGACGCGUUCGCCCGUCGUCCCAGCUCAGCGCCGGCCCUCAUGUUUUCGUCGCCCCCUUCAGUCCAGCAGUUUGACUUCAACGACUCAAGCCCCAUGUUCCUGAGACGCACCUCCCCAACGUCCUCGCUAAACGACGACGAGGACGACGGCUUCCUGGACGUUCUGGAUGACAACAUGGAGAGCGACUCUGCGAUGCCGAUGGGAAUGGCCAGCCUGCUCACUGCCCCGCUGGUGGCUGACAGCUCAGCAGAGGACUCGCCUGUGAUUCGCUGCCGGCCGCGGAGCCUGUUCCGCUCCCCCUCCAUGCCAAGUCCGGUUUCGUCCCGUCCCGCCGUGAAGCGUCCCGACUGCCCCGCAGACGAAAACACGCCAGUCAGGGUGAAGAGGCGACGCAGCCUGGCAGGAACACAUGUCACCAUCCUGGAGCAAAACCCCGAAUCCCCAAGAAUGGGCUGCUCUCUGCUCCAGAGGUCCAAGUCCUUCUGCCAGACUGACAUCGAGAAGCUGCUGGACGGCGACGACGGCUCCGAUCAGCUGAUUGGAGAUUUCACCAAGCCGUUUGUGCUGCCAACAGUGGACGGCAAACAUCAGGACCUCAAGUACAUUAACCCCGAAACGAUGGUGGCAGCUCUGUGUGGACAGUUCAAUCAUCUAGUGGAGCGGGUCAUUGUGUUGGACUGCCGUUACCCCUACGAGUUUGAGGGAGGACACAUAAAGGGCGCUCUGAACCUGCACCAGGAGGACCAGGUGGAGGACUUCCUCCUCAAAACGCCCAUCGCCCCCUCCUGUGUGGACAAACGCAUCGUCAUCAUCUUCCACUGCGAGUUCUCGUCGGAGCGCGGCCCUCGAAUGUGCCGCUUCGUCAGGGAGCGAGACCGCGCCAUGAACGACUAUCCCAACCUCCACUACCCCGAACUCUACAUCCUCAAGGGCGGAUACAAAGACUUCUUCCCCCAUUUCCAGUCACAAUGUGAACCUCAGUCCUACCGGCCCAUGCACCACGAGGACUUCAAGGAGGACCUCAGGAAGUUUCGCCUCAAGAGUCGCACCUGGGCCGGCGAGCGCAGCAAGAGAGACAUGUACAGCCGGCUGAAGAAGCUGUGAGCGCCUCCUCGUUCCUCCCAAAACUGCCUCCAAAACACACCGCCUCCUGCCAGAGCCCGAGGCCUCGCCCCGCCAGCGAGGAAAUAACCUUCUGGGAUCUCGCCAAACAGAAGGGGAUUUUAUAAAGUCCCGAAACGUUUCAUUUAACUAUAGCAAAGUUAGUUAUUUAUGCGAAUUAAAAGAGGGGAAAGACGUGAUGAUGAACGCCUGAGCUGCAGUGAACAGAUUUCAUAAAGAAGCACGUUUUUUUUUUUUUAAAACCACUCGGACCUGCUGCCGUUUUUAUUCCUUCGCAGCAGGAAUCACUGCCACGUCGCAAUAACAGAACCAAACCACACUGCCGAGUUUGUCUUUCAGUCUCCUCACUGGAUAUCUUUUAUUUUGGUCAUGUCCCUCCUUAUUUAAGCACUUAAUUUAAAUCCCUUGAAAUGGUGAGGUGCUUUUUUUUUUUUUUACACUGCUUUUUAUAUUGUUUUUAAUGAAUUGUUUACCCAAUUUAUUUCUGUGUCCCAAACUGCAAAUUGGAUAUUUUAAUAACGGUGUGAACGGUCUGAAAAUUAACACAGAGCUUUUUUUUCCUCUCCCUCCUGAUCCGCUGCAAUACCUGGUAACUUUUUUUUCUCAGUCAGACACCAAAGCAAACAAACUACCUGUUAACUUUGCAGUGAGAUUUUCUGAUGCUGCAGGUCAGCAAGUGACAGACGAACGUUUUCUUUGUUUUGCUUUGAUUCCUUUUUAAUUUUCAGAGUUAACUUGUCUUCCCCUCUGCAGAGCUGGUGAUGAUGAAUUAUAAUGAGCGGGGUGGUUUGAAUAUUUUUGGGUCGUGGGGGAGCUGCUGAAAUAAAGAGCCGCCGUGUGUUCAUA